Molecule: messenger RNA, 1338 nt
Organism: Glycine soja
Lineage: Eukaryota; Viridiplantae; Streptophyta; Magnoliopsida; Fabales; Fabaceae
Product: protein DMR6-LIKE OXYGENASE 1-like
Exons: 3
Coding region: 90-1148 (352 amino acids)
Molecular function (GO): dioxygenase activity
Source: RefSeq, a predicted model, not a curated record
CAAAACUUUCUCUUGUUCCUUAAAUAAGAGAACAACCCAAAACCUUUCCAAAAUACACGUGCAGCAAAUUGCUUACCCAAUCACCAGCCAUGGGAGAGGUUGACCCAGCUUUCAUUCAAGAACCACAACACAGGCCAAAUCUCUCCACCAUUCAAGCAGAAGGAAUUCCCAUAAUUGAUCUCUCUCCAAUAACCAACCACACAGUUUCAGACCCUUCUGCAAUUGAAAGCUUGGUGAAGGAGAUAGGACGUGCAUGCCAGGAGUGGGGCUUCUUCCAAGUAACAAACCAUGGAGUGCCACUCACUCUAAGGCAAAACAUUGAGAAAGCCUCAAAACUGUUCUUUGCUCAGACUCUGGAGGAGAAGAGAAAGGUUAGCAGAAAUGAGAGCUCUCCAAUGGGUUAUUAUGACACAGAACACACCAAGAACGUCAGGGACUGGAAAGAAGUCUUUGAUUUUCUAGCCAAAGACCCCACUUUCAUUCCUCUCACUUCUGAUGAACAUGAUGAUCGAGUCAAUCAAUGGACUAAUCAAUCACCUCAAUACCCUCCACUCUUCAGGGUUGUAACACAAGAGUAUAUUCAGGAGAUGGAAAAGCUGUCCUUUAAGCUGUUGGAGCUGAUAGCUUUGAGCUUAGGCCUUGAAGCAAAGAGGUUUGAGGAAUUUUUCAUCAAAGAUCAAACUAGCUUUAUUCGACUCAACCACUAUCCUCCAUGCCCUUACCCUGACCUUGCUCUUGGCGUCGGUCGACACAAGGACCCCGGUGCCUUGACCAUUCUUGCACAGGACGAAGUUGGAGGACUUGAAGUGAGACGUAAACGGGAUCAAGAGUGGAUUAGAGUGAAACCAACCCCAAAUGCUUAUAUUAUCAACAUUGGUGAUACUGUUCAGGUUUGGAGCAAUGAUGCAUAUGAGAGUGUGGAUCACAGAGUGGUGGUCAACUCUGAGAAGGAAAGGCUUUCCAUUCCGUUCUUCUUCUUCCCUGCACACGACACCAAAGUAAAGCCUUUGGAGGAGCUGAUAAAUGAGCAAAACCCUUCAAAAUAUAGGCCAUACAAUUGGGGCAAGUUUCUUGUCCACAGAGGGAACAGCAAUUUCAAGAAGCAAAAUGAGGAGAACAUUCAAAUUCAUCAUUACAAGAUAGCUUAAAGGGUAGUAUAUUAGCAGGAUUCCAGCGCCAUAUAGCUUAUGCAUAUAAAUUGGGUAUGAUAUCAUGAUAUGUAGCAGCGUUGAUCCAAGACAACGUUUCUGAUAUAAAUGACUGAGUCAAAUUUACUUCCUAGUGUGCCUUAAUGUAUGCAAGUAUCACCGAAUAAAACAACUAAAUUAUUACCAUUUA